AUGGACGACACGCCGCUGCCUCGUACAGCGGCGGCGCUGGCGACCCCGAGCGGCUCGAGGACGGUCCCGGACGUCGGCUACGACGCCCUUACACACUGCGCUGCCUUCCUAGGUAUGCGAGAUCUCGCGAGGAUGGCCAUGACCUGCAAGUUGUUCCGCCAGGUCGCGUACUCCGAUUCCAUCUGGCGCCGACUGUUCAGGUGCCCCCUCACCUCCGCCGCCUCAAAUUUCUGGUUUUCUUUGAUUCGGUGUCUUUAGUUUCAUCGCUGUUCCACCUCCACAACCAUUUUUCAGAUUUAUACUCAUCUUUUUGCAUGGAUCAAUCCUCAGAGAGAGCUGGCCGCAGAAUUUCAUACCCCUCGAAGCAUCCGGUGCAAGGGCAGCGUAUUUGGCUAGGAACGCUGCAAUUCAACAGUUUAGAUUUGAUGAUCCCCUGAAAUUCAAUAUUCCUGCGUAUGCAUUGCCUCACAGCCAUCUAUUAUUCGACAAAGACGAUGUCAUUCUCGCACAGGUAAUUGUUAAAAACUCGUCAUGUACAUGAUUCUGUGUCACUAUUCUUGAGAAUUUCCUAAUGUCCAGAGGUGCCAUGAUGAACUAGACAGAUACCAAAGAUAUUACAGAGCGGCAGUCAUUACCCUUUCGAGUAGGUUUUGAAGGGUCAUGAAUUGAUAUCAUUUCCCUCUGAUUUAAUACAAGAACUAAUAGACCGUGGUUGCGCGCUCUGUGAUAUCCACGAAGGAUUUCCUCUGGCCUGUAUGAUCACUCCCAUAGAGCCCUCCGUUUCUCAUGCCCUUGCUGGGAAAGGUUCCUGGUUCAGAUGGUUGAUCCCUGGUUCUUGUCGGAUUUGCUCGUCUCUGGAGAUCUCUGAUGGAAACCAUUCAUCCCACUCUUUGCAUCAAUCUCUGGUCACUUUAUUUCUAGGAUAUUAUAGCGCAUUCUCUGUGAUUAACUCACGAUGAAUUCUCUCAGCAUUUUUCUGCAAUUGAAGGAAUUUUGAUGUUGUUUAAAUCUUCUUUAUUAGGGUUCAACACUCCAAAUCCUGAAGGUUGAUACAUCAAGCAGUGAAACAGCACGUGCGACGCUGCGGGCUCACAAUGCAAGGAUUACCUGCGUGAGGUGAAUUUGGUGCUCUUGGAAUGUUAUUGAAUCAUCGCUGGCGUGAUCCCUGUUUUGCAGCUUCUCACAGCAUCAGAUGCAUGUUCCAUUUGCCGCUUCAUAUGGUGUUUUGAUCUGUGGAUGGUCUCUCGAUCCAGCUUGCCUGGAUUUCAUGGCAUUUCUUCUGUCGAAAUUUACAAAAUAUUAGAGUUGAGACGCAUUCUUUCUCCCCCCAAGUCUCAAUUUAAUUUUUUCCAUGGACAUGGCCCUCAAGUUCAUUAACAUAAAUUAAUGGUAACUCUCCAUAGAAGAUCAUCCAUGGCUAGAUAAUUAUAAUUUCUGAAGUAGAUAGACCGAAGAUAUUCACUCAUAAAAACAGGAAAAUGAUCCCAGAAGGUGAUUUCUGAAUGGAUUAUUUUUACUUGAUUUUGGGAAAACUCAAAACUUUGUGAAUGCGAGGAGAAUCCAUGAUCUGUUUUAUUGGAAUUAACGCCUCCACGUUUUAGUCGCUUUGACAUUUAACAUCAUGAACACAUUUCCCAAUAUGCAGGACGAUUUUAAGAUUGGAGAUUGAUCCUGCCGAUGAUAACCCGCUGUUUUUCAAGCACUGAAUUGAUUCUUGAAGCUUUUUGACGAUCCAUUCUGAAUGUUUUCAAGAGAUAUUUCGCAUUACUAUUUAAUUUAUAAAUAAAUAAAUCUGCUCCAUCUCCAUCCAGGUGGAAGUAGACAGGAUAUAUCAAAACGCAAAGACUAACACAACGACUAACUUUCUCAGUUCGGCACUUGAAUUAUCCAGAUAUUCUACACUUUUCUCCCUUUAUUUUUAAGUCAUAUUGAAGAAGUUCCAGCUGAUGUUAAAUCUUUCACAGUUCAAAGAUUUACACAGUUGUAUCAUUCAGUUUUGGAACUCACUGUCUAAGAACAUGCAUAUGCAGAGAGCCGUUUGUAGAGGAUCAAUUCCCAUUCUUGAUGAAAUUUAAUUCAUUUCUUGCUCAUAAAUUGUUUUUCUUGUUAACCUUUUUUAUGAUUUUUUUCUUUUGUGGAACAGAUUGUUCCCUCUCAGUGACACAUUUUUAUUUCGAAAUGAGGCGCAGAAGAAUGAAAAUGUCCUGGUAACCUCAAGUUCAGAUCAUACGAUUCGUCUAUGGUGGAAGGUACUUAUAAUCCUCUUGAUAAGCCACUACCACUGUUACAAUCUGCUAAAUAAUUUUUACUAAUUCUCCCAAUGUUUGAUAUUUUCUCGAUUUUUUGUGAGCACGAGCCAACAUUUUCAAAUGCAUAUGAAUCAACUAAAUACUUGGUAUGUAAAGCAAUACCAUCCUGAGAAGUCAUCAUUUCUGGUGAUUUCACAAUCGCUCAUGGUUUUUUUUUAUGGUUCUAGUUAAGAAUUUUCAUUGAUUUAUUUUUUGACGGAGAACAUAUCUGCCUGAGAGUUGACGAUCGAAUCAUUUCGGAUCAAGAGCGGGGUAAAUGUUCUACCUCUUUCUCUGCAGGGUCGCUCCCAACGUUGUUUCAAGGGUCAUAAUGUCCCAGUAACAACCCUGGCCGAUGGGUUGCUGGGAAAAUCCGGGACGAAGCUGCUCGCCAGUGGAGGAGAAGAUGGCAGCGUCCGACUGUGGUCCUUCAGCUCGAGUGGCAAACGUCAACCUCUGGUGGCCACACUCCAUGGCCACGAGAGACCCAUCUCUUUCUUGACAGUUGCUGGGUAUGAUCUUGGCCUACUCCUCUCCCAGUCAAUUUCAUAUUAGUUACCAUCAUUUCGUAAUCAUAAUCUAUAUUCUGUCCACAACAUCAUCUCUGAUGCGUCCGAAUUCCCUGCUUCCUUCGCCCACGAGGCAUCUUUCUCUUUCUGAUCAUUACAUUAGGGUAUAUAUACAUAUUUAUUCAGAAGCUGUUCUUGCAGGCACAGUCCGUCUCUUCUUGUGAGUAUCACCAAGGAUGCCAAGGUGCGAGAUAUUCCUUAAAUUUACGUUUUUUUUUCUUGUGAGAUCCUCAGGAAAUCUAAAGGACCAGUCUUUUUUUGGUUUUGUAUUUUAUUUUCUGCUCCACUUAAUGGAGUCGGUCCUUCUUAGGAUUAAUUCCAGCUCCUCCACCACCUCCACAGAUCAGGGUCUGGGAUGCAAUGACCACGACGUCCGCCUCCCGUUCUUCAUCCUGUGUGGGAACGGCCUCCCUCUCUGGGCAGCCAGUCGGCAUGAAGUGCCAUGAGGCUCUGUGUUACAUCGCCGCCGGCUCGUCUGUCACUGCAAUAGACUUGAGAACAAUGCGGAAGGUCUCCACCUCCGCCAUCCACCCCACUAAGCUCCACUCCUUCGCGAUUCUCCCCUCGAAGCCCUUGAUCUGCACGGGAGGAGACGAGAAGUGAGCUCCUUCUUCUUCUUCUUCUCUUCUUCUCUAUGAGCCGUGGCUUAGGGUUCUAGAUCUUCGCCUGUUGCAGAGCAAUGCUGUGGGAUGUGCGGAUGUCCUCUGCGGCAGAGGCGGAGGCCGAGCCGGUGGCGACUCUGGAUGGGCACGUCGGUCGGGUGGCGGCGAUCCAUGCCGACCGCUACAAGGUGGUCACCGGCGGGCCCGACGAUCUCUUCGUGAAGGUUUGGGAGGCGGACACUGGAGCGCCGACGAACUCUCUGGAGUGCUGCUGCAGUUCGCCGCCGGCGGAGGCGGCGGUGGGCUUGUCGGCCAUGGCGGUUGACGGCGCCCGCAUCGUCACCGGCGGCUACGGGGAGGAGCCGCAGCUGCUGUGUUUCAGAGACUACUCCAACUCCUCCGUCCCCAUGACCGAUCGUGAGCAGGGCUCGUCAUCAAAGUUUUGGGAGGAACCGUCAUCUUCGUCAGACGACAGACCCCCAGACCCACUGUAG
Messenger RNA from Spirodela intermedia, 3953 nucleotides. The record is from the annotation of a GenBank genome assembly. NCBI's taxonomy places the organism in Eukaryota, Viridiplantae, Streptophyta, Magnoliopsida, Alismatales, Araceae.